GCUGAGCACGCAGUCUGUCUCCAGCGCGCGUAUAGAGCGCACGUCGCGCUUCCCGGUGAUGAAUCGAACGCGAAAAUGACCGACGAAUUGGAAAAAUCAUCGACGGAAAACGUCACGGUGGUGACGGGAAACUUCCCGACCGUAUCGAGCCUGAAGUCCGAGGACUCCACAGAGCAAUUGAUCUGCAAGACGCCACAGAAGCUGCCGAAGAAGAAGAAGAGUUGUAAAAGUGUCAGUUCGAAGAGUGUCGAGGCCGGUAGUGAUGAAGGUGGGCCGAGGCGUGUGGUGGUGUUCCUGGGGUUGUCGCAGGUGAUCUUGGGCGCGCUGUUGGUAGGCGCGGGCGCCUUGGCCGUGGUCAAGGGAGCUUCGCUGUCGCGGGUCGGCGCCGGGCUGUGGUCGGGCUGCGUGGCCGUCGUGGCCGGAGUGGUUGGAGUGCUGGCUGGGAUUAAUGACUGUUGUGGAUUGAAUAAUACCUCUGGUAGUGGGCUGUUGACUGCAUUCUUGGCGCUGUCGCUGCUGUGUCUCGCGUGUGGGAACAGCGCCGCCGUGCUUGCUGCCACCGGUCUGCAGCGCGACUCGCUACGGCAACCUGAACCCCUCACCAGUUUUGAGGAUGAAAUGCAAGCGUGGACUCCGGUGCUAGCUAACAUCGCGCUGCUCAUCAUAGCCUCAGUCCACUGUCUGGUCUGCAUCGUCUCUAUCUACCAUCUCUCUAAGAGAAUUUGUCCUUGCUUCCGUCCGAAGCAGGCCUUCGACCACAACCAGUUCGACCCGGCCUUCAAGCCGGUACAGCCCUGUGUCUUCCAUGUGGACGAGAUCAAAAAGGCCCAAGAAGCGGAGAAGAUAAGAGGACAUGAACUCUGUAAGGAGUUGGAGGCGAAGUUGCAAGGAGAGACGCUUAAAAAGAAAAAGGAGGAACCAGAAUUUGGAAGUGCUAACAGUAAGGAGAAACUGGUGACAAAGUGGCUCGGCCGUCACCACACAGUGACCACUGCCGUCCGUCCUCCCAGGAGCAAAGGCGUUAGGAAACCAAGGAAACCUCCACCAGGCGCGAUGAUGCUCGUCCCUGCACAUCCAGCGAGCACGCUCGGGCGCGUUCCUGUGAGUAUGGUGGUACCACAAAGGUAUGCGACACUGCCGCUACCGCCCGCUCCUUACCCGCCACCACUUUACUACCCCGUGCCUGAUGCGCGAGUUCGGCGACGCCGCUCGCCCCGUGCGGUGCGCACCGAGCGGCGCACGCGUCGCGGUCGCCGAGAGGACGCGCAGCUGACGCGAUCCCUGGAGCGUAUACAUCGCAAACGACGCGCUGACAGAGAGCAUCCCUCCCUGGACGACUUGAAGAGAACUUACACAGGAUUGGAUAGAGCGUACGCGGAGCAGUUCAUCGCGGUGUGUGACGAGAGCCGGCACGCGGCGGAGCAGCACGACUCGCUCGCUAGCACAGCCACCGACUCCUCGCACUCGCAUCACUCGCACUAGCACACACACACACAAGUGUCUUAUACAAUCCCAUAUUUCAUAUUAUCAUCCUGUUAUCUAAAGCUGCAAGUACAUUUGACAUGACCAGACAUUUGGUACUGUUCCUUGUUACCAACUAAAUGCUUUUAAAAAUAAAUGCAAACGUGUAAUAUUUCUGUAAAUAAAUAGCUUAGAAGCUCCGCGUGUGGCCUGUAAUCCCAAUAACAUAUACACAUUGUGUAAGACUAAAUAAAAAAAAACUUAUGUAAAUUAAUACGCCUGAUCAAAUCUAAUAGCAAAAGUAACAGAGUGCGUUAUAGGCCUACUAGCUACAAUCAAUACCUAAAUUUAAAUAUACAUAUUAUACAUAUAGUCGAUUCCAAUAGCAGUCGAGUAAAGAUAAAUAAAAAUCAUUAACCUUGAAUUUAAACGACAUCAUUGGUCGUGAUCUAAAUAAUCUGUGGUAAUCAUUAUGGAUUCGUGAAAAAAUGGCGUAUUGAAACUGUUAUCCGAACUUUAGAAGUAAAAUUAAAGUGGAUAUUAAGUAGUUGAGUCGAAUAGGGUUGCAUUAUAAAUAAAUGUAUAUAUUAUUCGAUAACUGUUUGAAGUUCAUAUUAUAGCAGAACUAUUGGCAAAUCGCAUGGAAUAUGUAAAUAUAACGUUUAUUUCAACUCCAUCUUUAAUUGGAAUAGCUAUACCUACUAGCAAUAUUAAACAUAUUAAUGUAACGACACAAAAUUAAACAUAACCUAUCUUGAAGACAUUUUUAAUACAAUAUUUAUUAUCUGUUUAUGUAAAAUCGGGGCAAAUUUAGAUUAUUUAGGAACAAAAAUUAUUAUAAUUAUUACAUGAUAAGUACAUCGUUGUAGAUAUUUUUUUAUGUCGAGCAAAAAAAAAUAUAUUCUGCUUUUUUUAUUUAUUUUAUAGUUAUGUAUAAUACUAAUAAGUCUUUAUUUCUUCUGUAUACACGAGCUUGCAGUAGAGACGAGUGUAAUGAUAAUAUAAAUAUUUUAUAAGUUAACACAAUAAUUAAGAGUAUGGUACCAAACUAAACGGGAUAGCUUUAUGACAUUAGUUUUAUGACAUACUAACUCACUCAAAACGUUACUAACUAAUGCACCAAACUAAAAUGUUUUUUUUUAAUACAUUACACAAAUAUAUUAUUUGUAAAUAAUUUACAGCAUAUAUAAUGAUACCUAAUGUUAUCUGUAGUAAAAAAAAAUGUCCUGUUAAAAUAAAUAAUAUUCUUUCGCAUUUGUGUUUAAACAAAAAAACGUAAAAACUAAUUGUAAUUAAAAAACAUGUUCUGUAUUUAAUGAUAACUUAAAAUAACAGUAAUUUAAUUUUGGGGUUCAAGGAUAACAAGUUUUGAUCACCGUAAUUAACCCACCCUUACUAACCAAUUUAUAAUGUAAAUUUGUUCUAUAUCGUCAAAUAUCUGUGUUAUUCCAUACUUUAAGUUCUUAUUAUUUAGUUAUAGUUAAAUAUGUAGAUGUAAAACAUUUUAUCCCUAAAAUAAUCGUGCUGGAAAAAACAUGAAAAAAAUAUAAAUAAUUUGACAACGAUCAAGCCAAUCUUUGUACUUGAAGUUGUAAUAUUUUUGACAUAUUAUUUUUACAUACCUAUAAACAUGCGUAAAUCAUGCGUAAAAAAUUGCUUAUACGUGCUAAUAUAAUAUGAAUCAGUCAUAUUAAAAAUACUUUUAACUAUUAAUAGCUUAUAUAAUUAUGAUGCCUUUUUCGCAAUUUUUGGAUAACGAUUAUAAAUUGGUUAUCAAUUAUAUAUAACCUCAACAGUAACAACAAGAAAAGAUUAUUGAAUUGUAUAAUAUUGAUUAUAAACAUCGACCACCAUUGAAAUAAAAUGUUUUACAUCUGCGUGUAGCGUAAGUUUCUAACAUACUUAGAUAUAAAAUGUAUAUUUGAACUCAAGUCCAAUGUACCUAACCGGUGCCAAAUUCUCGUUGAAAACGACACAAUUGGUUUGUAAAUAGCUAACACAUCUAAAUUUGCUCAAUUCGCAUUAUUUAAUUUAGAUAUUAAAUAACUAUAGUGUAAUGUAUCAAUCAUUUAUAUCACAUUAUCGUUACCACUUUCAUUAUUUCGACGUUUCAUUAUUUCAUUUAGUAGCGUUAUUUUUUUAAGGAGUCGCGUAUUCUAUUGAGAUUAAUUAGCUAAAUAAGUGUAGUUUCAUUGUAAAUAUAUUUUUAGUUUUUUAUAUUUAGGUAAUUAUAUUUUUUAUUAUUAUUUUUUUUAAUAUCAUUAGUGAAGCAAUGCCUUUUUCAUUUGAAUGUCAAAUCAAUAAUGACAGAAGAGUGAAAUCAGUGUUUAGCUUAACAGCCGCUAAGCGACCUUUAUAAAUAAGGCCCUUGAUAAUUAUUAAUUGGAGGAGAUAUAUUUUUAUUCAAUUAAUUCUGGUUAAUAAUAAUUAUAAAUUAUCAACAAUGUAUGAAUAUCCAGAUGAUUUACUUUAGUCCUUCGAUACUAGUUAUUUUUAUCUGUAUAUAGAGGAAAGCAAUUAUUUAAUGUAAAAUUUACUGCUUGUAAAGUUAAUAAAUAUACUUUU
Nymphalis io (European peacock) is the source of this 4026-nucleotide messenger RNA. RefSeq lists its product as uncharacterized. The transcript is spliced from 7 exons. Bases 76 to 1482 code for a protein of 468 amino acids. Lineage: Eukaryota; Metazoa; Arthropoda; Insecta; Lepidoptera; Nymphalidae. The record is from RefSeq and is a predicted model, not a curated record.